Messenger RNA from Ictalurus punctatus (channel catfish), 1493 nucleotides. RefSeq names its product deleted in malignant brain tumors 1 protein-like. Gene Ontology annotation, cellular component: membrane. The coding region runs from base 1 to 1491 and encodes 496 amino acids. The transcript is spliced from 5 exons. Lineage: Eukaryota; Metazoa; Chordata; Actinopteri; Siluriformes; Ictaluridae. The record is from RefSeq and is a predicted model, not a curated record.
AUGGACGAUGCUGCAGUGGUGUGUAGAGAGCUGCGCUGUGGGAAGGCUGUAAAUGCACCACAAUACGGUCACUUUGGACCAGGAUCAGGCCCAAUCUGGAUGGUUUAUGUGUACUGUAGUGGAUCAGAGUCGACACUGAAGAACUGUGGAUCAUAUGGGAGGGGGGAACCUUAUGGCUGUGGUCAUGGUCUUGAUGCUGGAGUCACCUGCUCAGGUCAGAAUUCAAGACUCACUGCUGGUCCUCACCGGUGCUCUGGGAGAGUGGAGGUGUUUCAUGGAGGUUCCUGGUUCACAGUGUGUGAUGCUGACUUUGACCAGCAGGAUGCAGAGGUUGUGUGUCGAGAGCUGGGCUGUGGGAUUCCUGUGGAGGUGCGGGGAUCAGCUGCUUUUGGCCGAGGGGAGGUUCAGGUGUGGACAGAGGAGCUUCAGUGUAGAGGAAAUGAAUCUGAGAUUUACUUCUGUCCAACAUCAUCUUCACUCAAACACUCAAACUGCUCCCAUUACAACGAUGUGGGAUUAAUAUGUUCUGGUCACACAGGGGCGCGGCUGGUGAACGGACCGGACUCCUGUUCUGGUCGAGUGGAGCUCCAGUACCUCGGUGACUGGGGCACAGUUUGUGCUGUAGGCUGGGAUAUGAGAGCUGCAGAUGUUCUCUGUGCACAGCUGGAUUGUGGGAGUGCUGUGGCUGUGGUGGAGGUGGACUGGUUUGGGGAGGGGAGUGGCCACAUCUGGGCUGAUGUGUUUGAUUGUCAGGGGAAGGAGACACACCUAUCACAAUGUGGCAUCUCAUCAUGGAGUCGAGCUGCAUGCUCUCAUAAACACGAUGCUGGAGUCAUCUGUAAUGGAUCAUCCGUGGCGUUUCAUGAGGGGCGAGUGCGGUUGUCUGGAGGGAGCGAGUGUCAGGGGGAGGUGGAGAUUUAUUUCAGGCAGGACUGGAGGAGAGUUCUCCUGGACUCGUGGAGUCUGUCUGAGGCGUCUGUGCUCUGCAGACAGCUGGGCUGUGGCUCCGUGCUGAACUACCGCUCCUCUCCAUCCACCACUGAACACAAACACGUGUGUGUAACGGGUUUCAGCUGCUCUGGGAGUGAAGCUCAUCUGGGGAACUGCAGCAGUGCACAACCUGUCAACUGCAGCUCCGGGGAACAGCUGUACAUCACCUGCUCAGACCCCAGGUCCAUCAGGCUGGUUGGUUCUGGGGGAGACUGUGCAGGAAGGCUGGAGGUUUUCCACAGCGGCUCGUGGGGGACAGUGUGUGAUGACUCGUGGGAUAUUGAGGAUGCGCAGGUGGUGUGCAGACAGCUGCAGUGUGGAGUGGCCCUCAGUACCCACAUACCAGCCUGGUUUGGUCCUGGAACUGGGUCCAUAUGGCUGAAUGAGGUGGAGUGUGAGGGGAACGAGACGUCCCUGUGGAACUGCAGAUUUCAGCUGUGUGAAGAGGGUGAAUGUGGACACCAGGAGGACGUAGGAGUCGUGUGCUCAGGUACAGUGUAAUG